AUGGCAAAACAGCAGCAGAAGCUGAAAGCAUGCUACUUUAUGAAACAGGCUUUCCUCAGCCACUUCUACUUUUUCACUGGCCUGAAGGGAGAUGGACCUCACCUUAUUCUGGAAGUGGUAACAGAGUGGAAUGCUGUAGACCUGGUGGUCAACAGGGAGAUUGUAUUUCAUUGCAAUAUCUGUGACCUGGAUUUUGGAGGUGAUGGCAAGUUAGAUCCACUUUGUGAAGAAGCCAGAAGGGUGCUGUUAAAUGCUUAA
This is a messenger RNA of Sturnus vulgaris (Common starling), 258 nucleotides long. The record is from RefSeq and is a predicted model, not a curated record. NCBI's taxonomy places the organism in Eukaryota, Metazoa, Chordata, Aves, Passeriformes, Sturnidae.